Molecule: messenger RNA, 1354 nt
Organism: Tuber melanosporum (Perigord truffle)
Lineage: Eukaryota; Fungi; Ascomycota; Pezizomycetes; Pezizales; Tuberaceae
Exons: 4
Coding region: 198-962 (254 amino acids)
Source: RefSeq, a predicted model, not a curated record
CAUACUCACAUACUAGUUGCAAUUUGGAGUCUGGAGUGAUACUCUCGGAAUCGCGAUUCAGGAUUUGAGGACUGAGAGGAAGAAAAUAAGGGGGAAAAAGAGAGAAAAAGAAAAAAAGCGACCACGUCUUCAUCCGGCCCAACUCUUACCGUUACAGCACAGUACCAUCUCUCCAUCGCUCAGCUCCGCUACUCGGUAUGCCAGUUAUUCGGAACCCUUUUCGCAGAAAUGCGACAGCUCUAGUCAAUAAUCGCUUCGACUCUUUCUCCGACCAGCAAUUUACCGCCAGCCCGGACACUGGGAGACUUCCCCUUUCCGAAACUGACUCGAGCACCGACGAGGUGGGAAGGGCUCAUAGUACGAGGGCAAAGUCUGCUAGUGCCAUCAGUAUUGGAAAAGAGAGCCAGGACGAAGAGAACACUUACAAGCUAAGCGUUGUUAAUGAUAGCGGUGUCUAUUUGCCUCCCUCGCCUCCAGACAAGAAGGGUUUUUGGAGGAAGAAUGAUCACUCUCCCCAGACAAAGGUUCCCGAUGUCGAGGAGCCGUUUGUUAUAUCGAGAGAAUCAUUUGAAUGUUAUAGAAGAUCAUUUGACAUCUCUGCGAGGUCUCCUGUGUUAGAUCCACCCCCAGGCCGUGUUAGCUUCGACUCGCGUCCUCUUGGUCCGCGCACGAGUCUCGAUGUCCGCUCUCCAAGAUUGCCAAUCGUUGCCAAGAAUGUGGAGCCCGUCGAAGAGGACAAAUUCGAAGACAUCAAGCUCAACGAUGAUGCACGGCCCAAGAAAAGGAGCAUAUUCUCUAGAUUUGGCACCGAUCACUCCUCAUCUGAUGCGGCGCUGGCCCCGGCGUUGGCCCCGGCGUCUCACGGGGUUAGGAACGGUUUUUUCGGAAAGAAAGAGGUUCCUCAGGAGACGGUCCUUGAAAGCGAGCUCAAGAAGAUUGACAUCGCAGAGAAUGAUAAGUGAUGGGAAUUGCUAUGGGCCUGUCGAUAUGGAUGGGUAGGUGGAUGGUGUUCCGGAUUAUGUAGGGAUUGUUUUGUGACGGAUGACACCGCUUUGAGAGGUGUUGGCUGAUUGUUGGGCUUUAAUGCUUUGGGUGAUUAUGGGGAUAUAUUUCUAUUUUCUUGUAUGCGCUGGUGCCUUUUUGUUCCUCUGCGGAAGGUCUAGAUCUCUUGUACCCCCUUUUUUAUAUGCACCCCCCGAAUUGGUUUUGGAAGGAGGUCUCAUAGACUCUAAUGUAUGCUGGAGACGAGAGGACAAGGUAAAUGUUUAAUGAAAUUUAUCUAUGAUAGUAGGGGGCCUCGUGCGCGCUAUGCUAUCUGAGGGGGGGAUGCCAGUUAAUACCAAUGCUCCGAUAA